UCACACCGGAAGCUGCUGUUGUCUGCUUCGUUGUUCUCAACUUUGACCUCAAGUUGUGUGCACGCUGGAAAUGGAAACUGAGUGAAACAACGUGGAUAGUUAAAGAUUAAAGAAGUAUUCGUUAAAUUCGGCAUUGGCAGAGCUUCAGUGUCCCAUGUUUUCUUCCGCCUGGAUUUAAUAACUCGACUCCUCAACGCGACUGAAAGAUGGGGAAGGCACCUAAGAAGAGGAGCCUUGCUGACAAGGUCCGAAAGACCAAGACCUCUACUGAGAUCAAAAACAACCCGUUUGAGGUGAAAAUUAACAGGAAGAAAUUUGAUGUACUGGGGAGAAAAACCAAGCAUGAUGUGGGUCUGCCCGGUGUGUCUCGAUCCAAAGCCAUUAAUAAGAGAAAAGAGACCCUCCUGAAGGAAUACAAACAGAAAAACAAGUCCAACAAAUUCAUUGACAGGCGCUUUGGAGAGUAUGACACCAAGAUGGCGCCAGAAGACAAAAUCCUACAGAGGUUUGCAAUGGAGAGACAGCGUGUCCAUGACAAGAAGGAUGUGUACAACCUGAACGAGGAAGAAGAGCUGACUCAUUAUGGCCAGUCACUGGCUGAAAUGGAGAAAUUCAAUGAUGUGGUGAAUAGCGAUGAUGAAUCAGAAGAGAAAGGACUUUUGUCAGCUGAGCUGACCGCUUCCCACUUCGGAGGAGGAGGAGGGGGCCUCCUCAAAAAGAAAACAUCAGUGGAGCAGCAGGAUGAGGAGGGAAGCCAGAGGGCCAAAUCCAGGCAGGAACUCAUUGAAGAGCUCAUCCAGAAGUCCAAGCAGGAGAAGCGGGAGCGGCAGGUGCAGAAAGAGGAGGCGCAGGAGCUGACUGAGAAGCUGGACCAGGAGUGGAAGAGCAUCCAGGCGCUGAUGGUGAAAAAGACGCCCAAAGCUGAACAUGUUGACAAACAAGAGGAGAAGCCCAAGCUGGAGGAGUACGACAUGAUGGUCAGAGAGCUCGGCUUCGAGAUGAAGGCUCAGCCCUCAGAGAAGAUGAAAACCCCGGAGGAGCUGGCCAGGGAGGAGAGGGAGAAGCUGCAGAAACUAGAGGCUGACCGUCUGAGGAGGAUGAUGGGAGAUGAAGUCGGGGACAGUGCACAGAGUCAGAGCCACAUGUCUGCUGAUGACCUCAAUGACGGCUUCAUUCUGGAUAAAGAUGACAAGAAGACCCUGGCUUAUCAGGAUGGAAAAUGGAACAUAGGAGAGGAGUCUGAGGAAGAUGGUGAUGAAGAUGAAGAAGAGGGAGAGAGUGCUGAAGAGGAUGAAUUAGAGGCGGAGGAGCAAGAUGGAGAGGGAGAUGAAGAUGAAGAAGAGGAGGAAGAGGAAGAGGAGGAGGAGGGCAGCAGUGAAGAAGAAGAUGGCCACUCUGACCUGGACUCUGAGAAAGAAAGCGAGGAUGAGGAGAGAAAACAGGCGGAGAAAGAGACCAGUGCCAAACCGAAGACGAGUCUGAGCAAAGAGGAGAUGAAGGCCCAGCAGGAGGCAGCUAAAACAGAGCUCCCAUACACAUUCACUGCUCCAGAGAGCUACAACGACCUGAAAGAUUUGCUCUCUGGCCACACCCCUGACAACCAGCGCCUCAUUGUGGCCAGGACUCAGAAGUGCAACCACCCUAGUUUGGCUGUAGGCAAUAAGCUCAAACUGCAGAAACUGUUUGGCUUUCUGUUGGAGUACAUUGGAGAACUGGCCACUAGGAGUCCACCAGAACUCACCACCAUAGAUAAACUCAUACCGGAGUUGUACGCUCUGUGUCAGAUGUUCCCCGAAGUAGCCUGCAAGGCUAUGCAGGGCAUCCUUGGAGAUGCCGGUCACAGCAUGGAGGAGGUGCUUGAGGUCAAAGGGCGUGUUGCUUUUCCAACACUAGACAUGCUUAUCUACUUGAAGGUUACAGCCCUGCUGUUUCCUACCUCAGACUUCAGACACCCAGUUACAACUCCAGCACUGCUUUACAUGAGCCAGGCUCUCACCAAGUGUCCAGUGAGAUCAUUACAGGACGUAACGUCCGGUUUAGUGCUGUGCUGUCUGGCAGUGGAGUAUGUCUCUUUUUCAAAGCGCUUCCUUCCUGAGCUCAUCAGUUUCCUGGCUGGAACGCUACACCUGGCCGUGCAGGACAAGACCUCUCUAGGUUACACCGUGGUGCCGCCUUUCAGGCCAUCAGGGAAGAACAGUGAUCUUCUGGUGCUGUCAGACUCUGAGUCCUGCAAGAGCUGGAGCAAGAAACACCUGCCACUGUCGGCUUCCCAACACCUGGAACUCAAAAAUGACAUCGACAGAGACCAGCACAGGUUGAUGUGUUUGUCUACCUGCCUGGACUUGGUGAAGCGGUGCUGCCUGCUCUACAAAGACCUUACAUCCUUUCCACACAUCUUCCAGCCAAUCAGAACGCUGCUUUCCAAACAUCUUUCAACCCAAACAUUACCAGAGCCUUUACAGGAACUUCACAGUGCGAUCCUGGAGGCCAUCAGCAGUGCCCCUGUGACUCACAGUCCGCUGGUUUUUGAGAAGAAGAAGCCUAUUCCUCUGAAGCUGCUCACACCCAAGAUCGUUGAAGUGUUGGACUAUGGAAAGAAGCGUGGCAGCACCAGAGAGGAGAGAGAGAAGGAGCGACUGAAGCACAAAUACAAGAAGGAGUUCAAGGGCGCUUUGAGGGAGAUCAGGAAGGACUCGCGCUUCCUGGCCAGAGAGAAGCUCAAUGAAGUCAUGAACAGAGAUGCGGAGAGAAAGAGAAAGGUGAAGGAGCUCUUUGGCAGCUUGGCCACUCAGGAGGGAGAGUGGAAGGCCCUAAAGAGGAGGAAGAGGAAGUGAAUGCAGAAUUUCAGCCUCCAUUGUCUGUUGCUUUUCAUAUGGACUUCUCCUGUUCAUCUUUGUAUAACAACCUGUACAAGAUGGAAGGUUUGAGGUAUUGGGAACUGUAUAGAUUCUCUUUUGUCACGAGGACAAAUUCAGCUUGUUGCUACUCACGUUUUAUACUGUUUGAGAAAUAGCUGUCAGGAUUGCACACCAAGUUGUCAGAUAUCCUGAUGUAGGCGUUUGACGUGACUGGAUACUGUUGUUGGAAGUGUCAGUCAACAAAGCUGUUAAUAUUUGGUAUCCAUUCCCCUUUUUUCCACCAGAAUUCAUCACUACAAUGUGAUAAAACACAGGAAAAAUAAAUAACUUUAUCUUUUAA
Xiphias gladius (swordfish) is the source of this 3198-nucleotide messenger RNA. RefSeq names its product NOP14 nucleolar protein homolog (yeast) (gene nop14). Lineage: Eukaryota; Metazoa; Chordata; Actinopteri; Istiophoriformes; Xiphiidae. Gene Ontology annotation, biological process: maturation of SSU-rRNA. Bases 207 to 2834 code for a protein of 875 amino acids. Gene Ontology annotation, cellular component: nucleolus; small-subunit processome; Noc4p-Nop14p complex. The transcript has 19 exons. The record is from RefSeq and is a predicted model, not a curated record.